Molecule: messenger RNA, 2277 nt
Organism: Stylophora pistillata
Lineage: Eukaryota; Metazoa; Cnidaria; Anthozoa; Scleractinia; Pocilloporidae
Source: RefSeq, a predicted model, not a curated record
AGUAGUAGAUCACAUUCCGGAAUGGAAAUCAUAACGAAUGCUCUAACUAUGUUGAGGGCUAGAGGUUCUAGAAGAAUGAAGUCAUGUGAGGACCAGGGUUCCCUUCUAAACGUACGCCAACCGGAUGAACCUGUCCUGAUCAUGUGCGAACCCUAAAUAAGGAGUCAUAGGACGUGCUUGAGUGGUUGAAGGAAAUGGAAGUAUCACGAGCGAAGUUCUUUAUGGUAGUCUUUCUAUCUUCCAUUGAUGUCAUUAUCCCAGGAUCUGUUCUGAUCAGUAGGCUUAUUUCGCAACCUAAAGACCAACAAACUUGGAAAAAGGUGAAUGACUCGUUUGUCGUUCCGUCGUCGGCAUGUUACCAAGGGAGAAUUGGAACUGGUAGUAAUUACUGCAACGAGUCUUGCACAAAAGAUGACUCAAAAGAACAGUAUUCGUGUGACUGUCCUUGGAAAUCUGCCACUGUAACUUAUGUGAAUAAUACAUGGAUAUGUCUAGAGAAUAAGAUGGUGCGAAAGAAACUCGGAUGUGCAAUCAACAACCUAUUUCAUCAUGAAAGAGAGUGGCAUGGUUUAUACACACUGAGCACUCAGCCGAGUUGGGGAAGAAAAACAACAUUGUACAACGAGGAGGCCUCCUGUGUUUUAAACACUAGUUCUUCGUGGGUUAUUGGAUGUCAUGGGGAAAAGACUCCUGUUGACAAUCUUACUAAUAGAACAAAGAAAAUAUUCUUCCUUGGAUGGAGAAACAAGAGUAAUGCAUACUAUAUAAAGGUGGUUGAUCCAAUCGCCAUUUUUCGGGGAAGAAUAAUAAAUCUGGGAGUAAGCUGCUCCCAACCUCCUGCUGACAUCAAAGAAGGCUGUCUACUCUUCAAACUGGAAGGAAACAUCACCUGUCCCGUUAAAUAUUCAAUGGGGUCAACGCUUAGUCCUGCAACAUCAUCCUUGGAGCUUACAUCACCUUCUGCGACGAAGGUCACUGAAGAGAAGAUUGACCCAACACAGAGUAAGGUUACUAAUGAGACUAUUUACCCAACACAGAUAUCCUCUCGAGCUACCCCAGGAAAAAAGAAGAAAAGCAACGAUGUUGACUCCUCUUCAAUAAAUGUUGGCAUCAUUGCCGGAGUGAUUGUUGCCGUCAUAAUUUUGUCGUUGCUGAUUACUGCUCUAAUCAUCUAUCGACGUCGAAGAUCCAGAAACGCUAGCUACACGAUUACCGAUGGUCAAGUAGGCAAUGAGAACACCACCACGUGCAACUCAAGGACAAACCAAGCGUUUCAGCUGGAAGAAAGAAGUCGUUACGUCUUGAACGAUUCCUGUUAUCGAUGAUAAAAAGAGGGGUCCCCUACCGCAAGGAAAUUCUGAAACUUUAACUUCAGACAACCCUUUGUACUUCGCCGUGGAAGACCUAACAGAAAUUCAAGAACCCGUUGGCAAUGCUCCAAAUCAAUCGGAACCAGUGUACAACGAAGUAGAUGAAAAUAGUGCAAUAGAAGCAGACAGGGCUUCGUGGUAUGGGUCCGUGCCCGUUGGAGAUACAUUUUACAGCACUUUGGAGGGACCCUAUCUAUACGACGCUUCUCCUUCUCCUCCUACAGAUGGCCAUGUUUACAAUGUCCUUGAAAGGUCCAGCCAAGGUUUUAUAGAGGGAGGAGGAGAUGUUUACUCUCAAUUGACUGCCAAAGACCCUGUGUAUAAUGUCUUAGAGGGUCCAGAUCCAUGUGACGAUAAUGAAGGCCCACUGUAUUCUAACAGCAUAGAGGUUCGAUACUCUAACAGUCCUACAAACGCCCCAAUAUAUGCGGUGGCCAAUGACAAAGGAUAAAAAGCCCUCGAACAGCAACUCGGGUGGAGGGCAGCCACAGGCCCAAAGAUGAGUAAACAAAUUAAAGGAUACAAAUUAAAGGAUUUCACGAAUGGGGACAAAGAUUCGUACAAAAUUAAAGUUCCUCUUGGCCUCGUAUAACAGACGAUUGCGACUGUGUGUUUUUCUUCCACACCCUGAAUCUUAGAUCUCUUCCUACAAAAAUUUUGUCUGUUUGAAGAAAAAACGAAAGAGGUGUUUCAGUGGCUUUGAUAGCCUUUUUCUACUUUACACAAAGGGUAUAUGAUAUUUUAUGAAGAGAGGUAUACAUUUGUUCAGGAUGUUUAAAUGAAAUGUUAAAUUUUGCCGUAUAAGAACAAAUUGUGCUAUGUUGGAAUAAAUUUUUCUUGCACCAACAAGGUGAAAUUUGUAGACUUUCGAAACUGAAUAUAAUAUUGCUCACAUGUUAAUCAACAA